GGGAAGGGGGCUGAAUCAACAUGGCGCCUUCAGCGGGACAAGGGUGAAACCGCCACUGCCGGCUGCUUCCAUUCUCCCGCUCCAACAUGUUGGUUCACUUAUUUCGGGUCGGGACUCGGGGCUGCCCGGUUCGGGGAGCCCUGCUACUGCCGCUCCGGCCCCGAACGUUUACGGCCGUCAGGCAUUUGGAGAGUCACACUGGCUCCUACAUUCUGCGGGCUCUGGCCCGGCUCCGGCUGUGCCUACCCAGAAGCCCCCCAGCUAGCCGUCAAGGAUCCUCUCUCUGGGUUGGGGGGCUACUCUUGAGUCCUAUAAUAUGGAGCAAAGGCUGCCACUUCUAUCUUGUGGGGCGGUGUGAGAUGGAGGAGCUGCCCCCUGUGGAAUGCAAGUCCCAACCACAGGAGCCCUGCUUCAACUGGUCUAUCUUCUGGUGCUUUCUGCGACCCCACUUGCUGGCCCUGGGGACAGCCAUUGUGCUAGCAUUGGGAUCUGCCUUGGUGAAUGUGCAAAUUCCCCUGCUCCUGGGCCAGUUGGUGGAGAUUGUGGGGAAAUACACCCAAGAUCAUUUGGGGAACUUCAUGAUGGAGGCCCGAAGCCUUGGUCUUCAUCUACUCACCCUCUACACUGUCCAGGGGGUGCUGACCUUUGGCUACCUGGUACUGUUGUCAAGACUUGGAGAACGCAUAGCCAAAGAUAUUCGGAAACAACUGUUUGGCUGCCUGCUUCGACAGGACAUUGGCUUCUUUGACACCAAAAAGACAGGGCAGCUGGUGGCACGACUAACAGCUGAUGUGCAAGAAUUCAAGUCGUCCUUCAAACUUGUCAUCUCCCAGGGCCUCCGCAGCUGUACCCAGAUGGCGGGCUGCCUGGUGUCCCUGAGCGUGCUGUCCCCACGUCUCACGGUUAUAUUGUUGAUGGUCACACCUGUCCUGGUUGGGGCGGGUUCCCUGCUGGGCGCCCUCCUCCGCAAGCUCUCUCGACAGGCUCAGGAGCAGAUCUCUAAGGCAACAGGUGUGGCGGAUGAGGCCCUGGGCAACGUACGGACCGUGAGAGCCUUUGCCAUGGAGCCACGGGAGGAACAGCACUAUGGAGAGGAGCUGGAGAAGUCGUGUGAGCUGUCAGAGAAACUGGGCAGAGGCAUCGCCAUCUUCCAGGGGCUCUCCAACAUCGCUCUCAACUGCAUGGUUCUAGGCACGCUGUUCAUAGGCGGCUCCCUGGUGGCAGGACAAGAGCUGUCAGGCGGGGACCUCAUGUCUUUCCUGGUGGCGUCCCAGACCGUGCAGAGAUCCAUGGCCAAUCUCUCUGUUCUAUUUGGUCAGGUGGUUCGAGGGCUUAGUGCUGGGGCCCGGGUCUUUGAGUACAUGGCUGUGAUCCCUGAAAUUCCACUGGAAGGGGGCUACUGCAUUCCACACACUGAGCUCCAAGGCGCUGUCAGUUUUCACAAUGUCUGCUUCAGCUAUCCCAGCCGACCAGGUUUCCCAGUACUCAAGAACUUCAAUCUGAAAUUGCCUCCUGGAAAGAUAGUGGCCCUGGUGGGACUGUCUGGGGGAGGAAAGUCUACAGUGGCUGCCCUGCUUGAACGGUUCUAUGACCCCACCGAAGGAACAGUGUGCUUGGACGGGCAAGAUCUUCGAAGCCUGGACCCUUCUUGGCUCCGGGGUGAAGUCAUUGGCUUCAUAAGCCAGGAGCCUGUCCUUUUUGGCACAACCAUCAUGGAGAACAUCCGCCUAGGAAAGCUAGAUGCCUCUGAUGAAGAAGUAUAUGCAGCUGCCCAGGAGGCUAAUGCCCAUAAUUUCAUUUGCAGUUUCCCCGAGGGCUAUGACACUGUUGUGGGAGAGCGAGGCGUCGCCCUCUCAGGGGGCCAGAAGCAGCGUUUGGCCAUUGCCCGGGCUCUCAUCAAGCAGCCCAAAGUGCUGAUCCUGGAUGAGGCCACGAGUGCGCUGGAUGGGGAGUCGGAGCGAGUCGUUCAGGAGGCCCUGGACCGAGCCAGCUCCGGCCGCACCGUGCUGGUCAUCGCCCACCGCCUCAGCACAGUCCGGGCGGCCCACCAGAUCGUCGUGAUGUCUAAAGGCUGUAUCAAGGAGAUUGGAACCCACUCAGACCUCAUGAGGAGAGGUGGGCUGUACGCAGAUCUCGUCAGGAGUCAGACCUUAAUGCCUCCAGGCUAUAAAACCUACAACCCCAGGUUUUGAAAAUUGGCCUCUUGGGGGUCCACCUGACCCAGGAGCCUGAACACUCCCAAGGUUCCAGAACUCGAGCAGAGUUCAAAGUGGUGACGAAACCCCAGAAAAGGAGUAAUAGGAAAAGGGGACUGUCAGCAGGGGCGGAGGGAGUACAGAAUGCUACUGUUAUGGCUGUACUCAAAAUAAACCCUGGGCUGGAGCCAGCUGGAGGGUUGGAAAGGAGCUAGGGCCCAGCCUCCUUCUUCUUA
Messenger RNA from Antechinus flavipes (yellow-footed antechinus), 2431 nucleotides. RefSeq names its product ATP binding cassette subfamily B member 8 (gene ABCB8). The record is from RefSeq and is a predicted model, not a curated record. Gene Ontology annotation, cellular component: membrane. NCBI's taxonomy places the organism in Eukaryota, Metazoa, Chordata, Mammalia, Dasyuromorphia, Dasyuridae. Gene Ontology annotation, molecular function: ATP hydrolysis activity; ATP binding; ABC-type transporter activity. Gene Ontology annotation, biological process: transmembrane transport. The transcript has 16 exons. Bases 87 to 2192 code for a protein of 701 amino acids.